This is a messenger RNA of Pyrus x bretschneideri (Chinese white pear), 818 nucleotides long. Its product is annotated as wall-associated receptor kinase-like 20. Lineage: Eukaryota; Viridiplantae; Streptophyta; Magnoliopsida; Rosales; Rosaceae. The transcript has a single exon. Gene Ontology annotation, molecular function: polysaccharide binding. The record is from RefSeq and is a predicted model, not a curated record. The coding region runs from base 70 to 621 and encodes 183 amino acids.
GUGAGCCUCGUGAUCACCAUCAAAACAUUCCAUGUUUCAACUCUUGGUGCUUGCCCUAAAUGUGGCAACAUGGAAGUUCCAUACCCUUUUAGCACAGACGACACGUGCGGGGACUCAAGGUAUAAACUCUACUGCAACAACAAUGGAGUUCUUGAGUUCCAGUCAGCUGAAGGCUUCAGCUACAAGGUCCUAAGCAUUGACCUAGCUGCUCAGAAGCUCAUCAUAAAACCACCUGAUCUCGUACAGGAUGACGACAUGUGUCGCACUACUGAUUUCUCUUCAGAAGGUCUGAGACUUGACGAAAACUUGCCCUUCAACGUGUCUACCCGGAACACCGUCAUACUGCUCAACUGCUCGGACAAUCUUCUCCGAUCGCCUCUCAACUGUUCCUCAAACAGUCUCUGUAGGGUUUUUGAGGGUAAAAUGUUGGAGGGGAGGAAUAAUGCAUGCAAAAGCAGGCUGUGCUGCCAUUACUUGAAAGACUCGCACAUGACGUCGUACAUGAUUAGGGUUAGGGUUGGAGGGUGCACUGCUUAUACUUCUGUGGUCGAUAUUCAACCCCAAGAUCCUGCUGAUAAAUGGAACUAUGGCAUUGAGCUGCAGUGGAUGCCUCCUAACUGAGUCCAUCGUGAUGUUCUAAUUUACUCCCAAAUGAUGUUGUUUUCUAGAAAGACGUUUCUCUUGUUCGUAGUUGCUUUCAUGCAAGGUUUCAUGUUUAAAUUUGUCAUGUGUUGCUUUGGUAAGGGAAAUGUAAGAGUAGUGGCGAAGCCAAGAACUAUCGAGGGGAGAGGCGAACUUAAGAGUGUAAGGUUCAAAAA